This is a messenger RNA of Malus domestica (apple), 1445 nucleotides long. Its product is annotated as damage-control phosphatase At2g17340-like. Gene Ontology annotation, molecular function: ATP binding; pantothenate kinase activity. The record is from RefSeq and is a predicted model, not a curated record. Gene Ontology annotation, biological process: coenzyme A biosynthetic process. Lineage: Eukaryota; Viridiplantae; Streptophyta; Magnoliopsida; Rosales; Rosaceae. Gene Ontology annotation, cellular component: cytosol; nucleus.
CACGCAUUGUCAAGCACUGUCGGGUUUUGUCCCGUUGCCGAGUGCAUAAAAAGGGACUCCGAUUAUUACCAGAAGUGGAAAUUCGAGAGAGAAGAAGAUGGAGAGCGCAUCAGAAAUGGUGGCAUUUCCACUGCUGACGACGCCGAUCGAAUCCAACUACAGAGCCUGCACCAUCCCCUACAGAUUUCCCUCCGACAACCCCCGCAAGCCCACGCCGACUGAGCUCUCCUGGAUCGACCUCUUCUACAACUCCACCCCCUCCUUCAAGAAAAGAGCUGAGUCCGACGCUUCGGUUGCCGACGCUCCGGCCAGAGCUGAGAAAUUUGCUCAAAGGUACACUGAGAUACUGGAGGACUUGAAGAAGGAUCCUGAGAGUCACGGCGGCCCGCCGGAUUGCAUUCUUCUUUGCAGACUUCGGGAGCAAGUUCUUAGGGAGUUGGGAUUCCAAGAUAUAUUCAAGAAAGUCAAGGAUGAAGAGAAUGCCAAGGCAAUAUCCCUGUUUGAGAAUGUAGUGGAUCUUAAUGAUGCUAUUGAAGAUGAAGUCAAGCGGGUAGAGAAUCUGAUUAGAGGAAUAUUUGCCGGAAAUAUAUUUGAUCUUGGUUCUGCACAGCUUGCAGAAGUUUUCUCAAAGGAUGGUAUGUCCUUUUUAGCUAGUUGUCAAAACCUUGUCCCUCGACCUUGGGUUAUCGAUGACUUGGACGCUUUCAAAUUAAAAUGGACCAAGAAAUCUUGGAAAAAGGCUGUUAUUUUUGUUGACAAUUCUGGUGCUGAUAUUAUCUUGGGUAUUUUGCCAUUUGCCAGAGAGUUACUCCGGCGUGGGACACAGGUUGUGUUGGCAGCUAAUGACUUGCCUUCUAUCAACGACGUAACUUACACUGAACUGAUUGAGAUUAUAUCAAGGUUGAAGGACAAAAACGGACAGCUCAAGGGUGUUGAUACUUCAAAGCUUUUGAUUGCUAAUUCAGGCAAUGAUUUGCCGGUUAUUGAUCUUUCAAGAGUGUCACAAGAGCUUGCCCACCUGGCAAGUGAUGCAGACCUAGUUAUUUUGGAAGGAAUGGGCCGUGGGAUAGAGACAAAUCUUUAUGCACAAUUUAAGUGCGAUUCCCUUAAGAUUGGGAUGGUGAAACAUCCAGAGGUUGCCCAGUUUCUAGGAGGAAGGCUCUAUGACUGCGUCUUCAAAUACAACGAAGUUUUGUUGAGUUGAUUAUGUGGAUUGUUGAGUAGAUGAAGUAUUAGGUCUUGUAGCUAUUUCAAGAGCUUAUAUGUUUGAACUUCAAAAGUCAUCCCUCCUUAUGAAUAACCAUAGCGACUAUUAGGCGUGGUUACGAUUAUUAUCCCAUAACGGUUAUGUUUUCAGGUGAAUUUUAUGCAUCUCUGCACACAAUCAACCUGUCUGUACUGUAGUUUCGAUAUGAAAUAAGAAAUUUCUUUUCUUAAUCAGCUGA